AUGGGUAUAAGAAUUAAUGAUGAGAAGGUUGAAGGUCAGGAGGUUGAAAAGAAUAGAGAAGUUGGGAGUGUUGGCAGCAGUACCAGUGUUGAUGACUAUGGUGAUAAGGAGAAACAUAGUUCCGGUGAUGGUGAAUCCAAAAGCACGCUAAGCCUAAUUGGAUUGACCAGCAUACUGGUGAAUCAAAUGAACCAAUCAGAGGACAAGGAUAAUUUUGCAUCAGGAGUUCAGAUUUUCUGUCCUCUGCUUCCUGAUCUGGACAGUGUUAUGGCUCACUGCGAACAUUACACACGCGAUAUUAAUUCCAGCUUAAUUUGA
Molecule: messenger RNA, 318 nt
Organism: Coccidioides immitis RS
Lineage: Eukaryota; Fungi; Ascomycota; Eurotiomycetes; Onygenales; Onygenaceae
Exons: 1
Coding region: 1-318 (105 amino acids)
Source: RefSeq, a predicted model, not a curated record